AUGGACCGGCAAUCAGUCUACUCUACCCGCGUUUACGAGCCUAGUGACGGCCAGAAUGCCGACACGCGCAUCAACAUCCAGAACCAGCUGGAGAAGUUCAUCCUGGACUUCAGACAUGGCUCCAAGUUCACCUACAGAGAUCAAUUGAAGGAGAACGCCCUUCUGAAGAAAUACUAUUGCGAUGUCCAUGUCACCGACCUCAUCAACUACAACGAGGAGUUGGCGCAUAGAUUGGUCACAGAACCGGCCGAGAUUAUUCCCUUGUUCGAAGCCGCUUUGAAGAAAUGCACCCACCGAAUUAUCUUUCCCCAACAAACCAAGGUCGACCUGCCCGAGCAUCAGCUGCUGCUUCACUCUGAUUCCGAGACCGUGCCGAUCCGCGAUCUGGGCUCGACGACGAUAGCUCGCCUCGUCAGAGUGCCGGGAAUCGUUAUCGGUGCCUCUGUCAUGUCCUCGAAAGCGACAGAGUUGUCUAUUCAGUGCCGUAAUUGCGCGCACUCAUCCACAAUACCCGUUUUGGGAGGCUUCACUGGAGUAACGCUCCCCAGACAGUGCGGCAGAUCAAGAGUUCCGAACGAUCCCACACCGAAGUGUCCCCUCGACCCCUACUUCGUUCUUCACGAAAAGUCCCGCUUCGUCGACCAACAGAUCAUCAAACUACAGGAAGCCCCGGAUCAGGUCCCGGUCGGUGAGCUUCCAAGGCACGUCCUCAUCUCUGCAGACCGCUACUUGACCAACCGUGUGGUCCCUGGUUCGAGAUGUACUGUAAUGGGAGUUUUCUCCAUUUACCAGAACAAGGCGACCAAGAACUCUGCCACAGGUGGUGCGGUUGCCAUCCGCACCCCCUAUUUGAGAGCCGCUGGCAUCCAGACCGACAUCGAUCAAACGGCGCGGGGGCAGGCGAUCUUCUCCGACGAGGAGGAGCAGGAAUUUUUGGAGAUGAGCCGUCGUGAGGGUCUGUACGACCUCAUGGCCGACUGCAUAGCACCAUCCAUCUACGGAAAUCGCGACAUCAAAAAGGCCAUUCUUUGUCUCCUCCUUGGUGGGUCUAAGAAGAUUUUGCCCGACGGUAUGAAGCUUCGUGGAGACAUCAACGUCCUCCUUCUCGGUGACCCCGGUACCGCAAAGUCACAACUGUUGAAGUUUGUGGAGAAAUGCGCGCCAAUUUCCAUCUACACGUCCGGUAAGGGCUCCUCCGCCGCUGGUCUCACAGCGUCUGUCCAGCGUGACCAAUCGACACGCGAGUUCUACCUCGAAGGAGGUGCCAUGGUUCUUGCCGACGGCGGUGUUGUUUGCAUCGACGAAUUCGAUAAGAUGCGCGACGAAGACCGAGUAGCGAUUCACGAAGCUAUGGAACAGCAGACAAUCUCCAUCGCCAAAGCUGGUAUCACCACGAUUCUCAACGCGAGAACGUCCGUGCUGGCUGCAGCAAACCCUAUCUUCGGUCGUUACGAUGACAUGAAGACCCCUGGCGAGAAUAUUGAUUUCCAAACCACUAUCCUGUCGCGUUUUGACAUGAUUUUCAUCGUCAGGGAUGACCACACGAGGGAGAAGGACGAGAGGAUAGCGAAGCACGUCCUGCGCCUGCACAGCGGUGGUCGUGGCGUUGAAGAGCAGCCAGCAGCGUCCGAGUCGGAAAUCCCCGUUGACAAGAUGAAGAGAUACAUCAGCUACUGCAAGUCGAGGAUGGCCCCUCGCCUUAGCCCGGAAGCAGCCGAGAAGCUCUCGUCUCACUUCGUAUCUAUCCGGCGACAGGUCCACGCUGCAGAGAUGGAGGCCAACACACGGUCUUCCAUUCCUAUUACUGUCCGUCAACUUGAGGCCAUUGUUCGUAUCACUGAGUCGUUGGCGAAGUUGACACUCUCCCCUAUUGCCACUGAGGAGCAUGUGGACGAAGCCAUCCGACUUUUCCUCUGCUCCACAAUGGACGCCGUCAACCAGGGCAGUAACCAGGGAAGCAAAGAGCUUAACGACGAGGUCAACAGACUAGAGACUGAGCUCAAGCGACGCCUUGCGGUUGGCUGGAGUACCAGUCUGUCGGCAUUGAAGCGCGAAUUUGUUGAGCAGAAGGGUUACACUGAGCAGGCACUCAACCGGACACUUAUGAUCAUGCAGAGGAGGGACACGAUUACUUUCCGGCAAGGAGGUGCUCAGAAGAUUCCGCAUAUUUCCAUGGCCGAGGUCCAGAGCAAUUCAGACAUGCCAGUUCUCAGCAGGCUCAACCUGCUCAAGAGCGCGGGCAGCAUAGAAACCGAUCCGACGCACUCGCGGCUGAGCUAUCGGUUUACCAGAUUUUUUACUUGCAACUUCGACCCGGAUUACGUCGUGGUAACGGUAGCGGUUUCCAUCCCUCGUAUUCCGACUUUUCCCUUGUCCUCACCCGACGACGAUUACGACGGCAGCGGCGACGACAAGAAGACCGAGACCUUCUCUCACUGCACUGUCAUCAUGUCGUUCCACCCCCGAACCCCUCAGAGUCCUUCUCAAUUUUCUCCUGGCACUUCCGAUCCUGCGUCGAGCAUAAACAGUUCGGCCCCGUCAUCGACCACAACUCUGCCGACACCAGCCCACAGCGUCAACGGAAGCGCAUCACAGCCCUCCGACAUGUCUCAGGACAUCAUCAUGGGCGAUGACUCGCCUCAUAAGCGCAAGCGCCUGCUCGAAGAUCUUGGUGAUCGAGAGCAGAAGAAAGUCCACAUCGAGGAUAGCAAAACUGGUAUUGAGGCACUCCACCUGGAUGUCGGAGAGAAAUACCUACUUUGCCAAACUCCGCACCACGAGAGACUGCCGCGAAUCACAGAAGAUCUAUUCGAGAUGUUCAACCUGACCGGCAUCGCCGCAGAAGUCGCUCGCGAGAAGCCCAACGGUGAGAAGAAUGCUCUGCGGAAGACCUACAAAGGUCAGAUCAAGAAGCUGGGAAUCCUCGGCCGUUUCGACUCUGUCGCUCAGGACUGGGACGCUCCGAUGGAGGACAGCGGCGACAAGAAAAGAGAGGCGUACCACGGCUUCAGGGAAUUGUUGGAGAUUCCAGAUGCAGAGUUUUGGGGCACGCGGCAAGAUCCGAUUACGAACGGUCUGUCUAGCACUGUGAAAUCGGUGCUUAGCAGAGCAACGAACAUGGCCAAGGGACCCAUCCCCGUCAAGGAUUGGGAUAGCUCAGUGCUCGGGGACAUCGGUCCAGGUGGCGUAGAUGCCCUGAAGCAAGGUCUCGCGGGCAAAGCAACUGCGCCUGGCACGCCUUCCGCGACGACGCCGAACCCGUUUAUGCGGAAGCAGCAACAGACGGCCCCGGGAGCUGUUCGUCCCCAACGGACGAAGAAGCGUGGCUACGGCGACAACAGCUUUGAGGGUUACGGAGAAGGCUUCCCCGACGACGGCUACUCUACGGGAGAUGGCGACGACAGGGGAGGCCAAAAGCGUCGGAAGAAGGAUAGCGGUAACGGGCAGGCGUUCCCGAACACGAUGCGUCCGCAAGGCUACGGUUCGAGCGCCGUGGGCGCAUAG
Molecule: messenger RNA, 3504 nt
Organism: Colletotrichum karsti
Lineage: Eukaryota; Fungi; Ascomycota; Sordariomycetes; Glomerellales; Glomerellaceae
Product: DNA replication licensing factor mcm5
Exons: 8
Coding region: 1-3504 (1167 amino acids)
Biological process (GO): DNA replication initiation; regulation of transcription by RNA polymerase II; double-strand break repair via break-induced replication
Cellular component (GO): MCM complex; mediator complex; nucleus
Molecular function (GO): 3'-5' DNA helicase activity; ATP binding; single-stranded DNA binding
Source: RefSeq, a predicted model, not a curated record